Messenger RNA from Cuscuta campestris, 1249 nucleotides. Lineage: Eukaryota; Viridiplantae; Streptophyta; Magnoliopsida; Solanales; Convolvulaceae. The record is from the annotation of a GenBank genome assembly.
AUGCAUUCAUUUCAUCAUGGACAUCCUAGACGCAUGUUUUAGGAUCAUGGCAUACUUGCAUACCGCGGAAAGAGGUCGGGCCUAGUGCGCCUCUUCCAUGGCCCCGUCCAGGAACCUUCGGGACCCAACGAGUUUCACAUACCGUGACAAGAGAUGGCUGAAGAGGAUUACGAGGAGGAGGUUCUCAAUGUCACGCUGCCAGCCACAUUUGAGACGUGCCUACUACAAAGAGAGCCCCGUAAGCAUUCAGGUGAACCUAGCUUGGCGGAGAGGGUUCAGGUGAACCUAGCUGUCUUCAUGGCUAAGUUCUUCCUUCUUAAGGGGAAGAUCCAUAGGAUGACUAUUCAAGCAGGACCUUUUGUUACUCGCCUUGCAAGAUCUUCUUCAUUUGUUCAUCUUGGGACUCACACAGCUUCAUCGAGUGGCAUUAAGGCAUCCAUUUUACAAAACGUCUUGAUCGAGAUGAGGAGCAUGAACAUGAGGAUAGGGAAUUUAGAGACUAGUGCCCGGGAUGCGAGGGACGUCAUGGAGACAGAGUUUGCGUCCCACGCGAAGCAAUUGAAGAGCAUGAAUGAGCGUCUGGAGUCAAACACCGAGAAGCUGCUAGGGCGAGACGAUGCUCGCGUUUUCGCUCUGGAUCUUCCCGACACCUCCGCCUCCACUUCCUUCACCGCCCCCUCAGCCGCCAGGUUCAACGGUUGUCUUGCCGGCGGACAGUCUCACCGCACCGACCAGGAGGGAGAUGGUAUUCAAUGUGCUGAGAGAGGUGUAGAAACAAGUGCAAGCAGAGACGCCAUAAGAGGAGAAGAAAUGGAUAAUGGAUCUUCAUCUGUAAAAGAUGCAAUCCAUUCGAGGCCUAUUCGACACCCUUGCCACUUUCUUGGAGUAGCUAAGCAAGCGUUCCUCAACUGCUUGGGCUUGGAUUCCAGUUCUGAGAGUCGUAAAAACAGAAAACAUGUGAAAGAAGACUAAUGUAAAUAAAUAUGGCAAAAUGAUAACAUAUACUAAACUAGGGCGUCCUCUGAAUGCUGAAGAUGUGCUACCGCCACGAGAGAUAUCACAAGGUUAAUGCAUGAUAAUUCAAUCCCUGAUCGACAGCCCGAAGUCUAACCACAUUUUAUGUAUGUACCAUCUGAAACUGUAAAAAAUUACACUGUUUAGCGACCACUGUUGUACAUUUACAUUCUGUGAUCUGAAGCCAGCCACAAACUGCCCUCUUUACUUCUACAAAUUAAUGUUGAGAUGAGUU